CAUGUUUUGUUUUCCCCACAGACAUAUAGCCAAGGUAUUGAAUUAGCCUGCCAAAAAGAAAAACAUUUUGUGAAGCACUCUGUAGAAUGCACAUGGAAUCUAGCAGAAGCCCAGCAAAAACUUGGUAGUUUAGCACUGCAUAAUUCAGAAUCUGUGGAUCAGGAAUAUGCCCAAGCAAAGACUGAAGCUUCAGAGUUAAGAUGGAGAGAGGAAGAGUGGAGAAGAAAAGAAGAAGCGCUAAACCAGAGGGAAGGACAGACUCUAUGGAACACAGAUCCUGUUAGUAAGGAGGUAUUUAAUAAGAGUUUUAUUAAUCAAAAAAGAAAAGAAGUAGAAGAUGAAGAUGCAUCUGAAUCAUUUAUGCAGAAACAUGAACAAAAGAUGAAACACUUUGGUAUGCUGAGCAGAUGGGAUGACAGUCAAAGAUUUUUGUCCGACCACCCGUAUCUUGUAUGUGAAGAAACAUCUAAAUAUCUCAUGUUAUGGUGUUUUCAUCUAGAAGCUGAACAGAAAAGAGCUCUGAUGGAACAAGUAGCACACCAAGCAGUUGUAAUGCAGUUUAUUAUAGAAAUUGCCAAAAGUUGUAAUGUAGAUCCAAGAGGCUGUUUUCGCCUUUUUUUCCAAAAAGCUAAAACCGGAGAAGGCUAUUUUCAAGCUUUUAAAAGUGAACUUGAAUCAUUCAAAGCAAGAGUGAGAAUUUGGUCACAAUCACAUGGCUUUCAGACUACGUUACUACAGGAUCCCAGUGUCUGUCCUGGUUUUGUAGGAGAGCUCAUGUCUUUGUCACAGAAUGCAGGUGGUCUACAAGAUUCCAUAAAUACAAAUGUCUGCAGUUUAAACUCUGUGAUACAAAGAGAUGAGGAAGAAUCCAAAAUGAUGGACACAGUAUAGUACUGUUAAGACUGAGGCCAAAUACUUCUUUUUAUUUUUUUUUUUAAACAAAGAAAAGAACAUGGCUAUUUUCUUGACAUUAUUUUUCUGGGUACUGCACUUUAUUUUUGGUGUCUGAUUUUUUUUUUUGUUUGUUUGGGUGGGGGGAGGGAUUUUGAAGGGUGGGUAAUCCAGAAACACUUGUAAUAUUGUUUGAAAAUGUGCUGCUAGGUUUUUUGGUUGUCCUUGAAGAGCAGGGUUCUCAUAUAUUGCCGAAUGUGAAACUGGAUGUGUUUUCUGCUACUAACCUUGCCUUUCAUGACUUUAGUAAUCAAAGUAUGAAAAAAAAAAAAAUCUGCACAAAUACAAUGUUUACAAGAAGUGGUAGAUUCUUGGUAGAAUCUGCUGUUGUCUUAUUACAGAUGUGGACAUGUCUUACUCUAUGAAUAUUGGAGAUCACAACUGUAUUCAUGCUAUCUUGCUGACAUUAUAAGCUCUCAAAUCUGGUUAUCACUAAUAGCAAUAAAUCAUAUCUGGUAUCAGUAUUUCAGAUCUGGAUGAAUUAAAUGAAAACACUGGCUUUCUACCUCUACUAAGGGGAUUUAAAUGUUACAUUGUGCUUUCAUUAAAAAAAAAAAAACUUGUUUUUGUCCUAUAAUGCAAGUAAUACUUGUCUAUAUAUGAGCACUGGAUUUUAUGACCUUUGAGAGUUCAGCUCUCUUUGUUUUUAAAAUGAACUUCAGAUUUUUUUAAACCAAAUUCCAUUACAGGAAGACGUAUUUGAAGGGGACGGGGGCACUUGAGGUACAAGGGUUAGGAAAAAACCUCACUUGCAACAAAAAGCUUUGUCACAGUCCAGAUAGGGUUGUCUUACAAGAUUUGAAAGGUAUUUCGUAUGCUUUUAAAGUUGGUUUCUGAAACUGCUAGCUCAAGCACUGAGAAAGUGAAAUAUCUUUAAAAGUUUUCUGUUUUAGGAGCCUGAAGACCAAAUACUGUUUCCAGAGGAAGCCUUCCACAAACUUCUGCAAUCUAAAAUGCUACCAUGUUUUUCUAACUUACUACUUUUACAGCAGUUCUGUCUCUGAAACGUACACUGCAGCUGGAAUACUCCAGUGGAGAGUUUGUACCUCAGACAGUGGAAUGGAUAUACACUCUUGGUCCUUUAAUGUGCUGCUCUAGUUGUGGACAAGCUCUGGAAUUUGUCUGUAGUUCAAUAGUUUAGUGACUAACGCGGCCUACCUACAGUUGCUGAAUCAGGCAAAAGCUAUGCUGAGCUCCAGCUAUUUUUAGCUGUGGGCUAUAGUCUUGAUACAACAAAAUUUUAAGUCUGCAGUAUACACCACAUUAAGUAUUAGUACAAAUGCAGUAGCAGAAAUAAGGGCUGCAUAUUCCCUGAUGGAAGUGCCUUUUCUUGUCCUUGGUACUUUUUUUCCUCUAGCAGUUCCAAUGCAAAUUGAGGAUAAAUAAAGACAGCAGCUUUGUCCCAGCUGCAAACUGCAGGUAACUGGCUUGAGUAGUAAAGUAUUAUUUUGUUAAGUUUGACGUUGUCCUCUCUGGACACUCCAGAGAGGGAAAGUAAAAGUAAAAAUUGCACUCUUGUUUAACUCUUAACUUAAUAAUUAUGGGAAACUAGUAACUCAAGGUUGUUCUUUAACUGCAUCCCUCCCAUAAGUACAAGGGUAUUGAGGCCCCUGUAGUACAGUGACUCGCAAAUACUACCACCUUUACCAAUAGAGUCAUGUUGAUCUAGCAACUCCUGAUCUACUAAAAGUUAUUUUUUGAUGUUUCUGAGGGGCUAAUAUUGGAUGACUUGUGUGGGAAUAAGUCUCAAAUCAUCACCCCAAGUUAAGUAAAACUUCUGUGGGCUGGCAACAAAACACGCACAGCAGCCUUUUGUGGAAAUGAAAAGGCAUAAGCAGCACAUCAGGGUUUCAUGCUGGAAUGAGAUAGCUAAUGGUUUCUAACCUUGACCUUUUGAAGUAAGUGUGUUUCUAAACUCACUCAGUCUAGAGCCUCCAUCUAGACGUUACUGAAGACGAACGUAUAGGUGGUCAUUAACAGCUUUUUUGCCAAUUUUUCCUUAAAGUGUAAGGAAAGAUGCUUGCAGUGAUAGCUGCUGCCCAUAACUGUUCAUUUAUAGUAAUGGGAAAGCUUUACAAGUUCUACAUCAUCCAUCAUUCUUAGACUGUGGCUCAAUAGUGAUAGUGCUAACAUAAUCAAAAAGCUGUAUGUCAGCACCACAGGUCUAUGCAGCUGUUUUUAGACAGUCCCUGCAAGAGGAGAGUAAGACCUGCAUGAGUAAAGGGAGGCAGCUACCUCAGGCCUAGAUACAGUUGUUUGGUGCUCAGAUUUUGCUGACCUCUUUUGAAACUCUCAAUUUGAUUAGUCUGAAAAGGGCUAGGGGAGUUCACUGAAAAAAGCAGUGUAUGUAGCAUCUGGGCUAUUAAAAGUGUAGCCUGUGGAGAUUUGUGAUUCUCAUUAGCCAGUGAAUAUAUAGAUAUGAGAGCUGGUCCAAAAGACAUGAACUACUACUGUGAACUCAUGAAAACAAAACUAAGUGCUACAAUGAAAAUUACUAUAGUAAUACAACAAAACUAACUAAUUUGAUUACUGGAAAUCCUGGCACUGGUAUCAAUGAGCAGUUAUUUUUUUUCAAAGGUAUUGGAAAAGACACUGCUCUGUAUAAACCUAUUGUAUUUGUUGUACUGGUCAGGAUUGAUUAAGUGGAAUCUGGUAGAUCUGCAGCUAAUCUCUUCAGUGUUUGCGCUCUUUCUACUAAUAAAGUCUUACAUAGCUCCACAAACACAGAGGAUUUACCAAAUAUGUUACUCAUCUUUGAAUCUUCUGUUUAUCACACCUGAAAGAUAGCUAUUCUGAGGGGAGAGACACGAAUGGAGUAAGGGUAAGGCCAGCCAUCCAAGCAGGUGUCACCCAGCAGAAUAAACUAACUGAUAUACGUGUAAGCGAAGCUAAAGAAAGUGACUGUUUUUCAUGGUGUCAGCCUAUAUCUAUGCCAGUUCCUGUCUAGCAUAGCUUUCUGCACAACAGUUUCUGUCUGGCCUCAGUUAAUCACGCGUUUAAGUAACUUGCUUCCAUCUCAUUAUUGCUUCACGUAGUAAUUCAUGAAUGAACAAGUCAAAGGGCUUUGUAGUUAAGCUGUAUUCAGAAGUGUUUCCUACAUCAUUCAAAAUGUCCACUCAUGAGCAUUCUCUGAUUG
This is a messenger RNA of Struthio camelus australis, 4087 nucleotides long. NCBI's taxonomy places the organism in Eukaryota, Metazoa, Chordata, Aves, Struthioniformes, Struthionidae. The record is from RefSeq and is a predicted model, not a curated record.